This is a messenger RNA of Emiliania huxleyi CCMP1516, 543 nucleotides long. RefSeq lists its product as hypothetical. Lineage: Eukaryota; Haptophyta; Isochrysidales; Noelaerhabdaceae. Bases 1 to 543 code for a protein of 180 amino acids. The transcript has 3 exons. The record is from RefSeq and is a predicted model, not a curated record.
AUGGCCAGCUGCCUUGACACCAUCCGUGCCAAAACAGAGGCUCCUACGCCAGGCCGGCGUCCAGGCUACAAAGCCAAGCGAUGCAUGUUCCUAGACGCACUCCCGGAGAGCCAUCCGAAACGGCCCAGCCGACUGGAGGUGUACGAGGCACUGGAUGCGCUGCUCAAGGCCGUGUGGCCCCAACCGUUGAGCAGCGCGGAGAAGAUGCGACGGGCUCCCACUGCCCGCGGCUCCUCCGAUCGCCUGCUGCCCAAGCACUUGCCACACCAGCGGGCGCUCUGCCCGCUCCACCCCUUCCAUGCGGCCGAGAGGCCGGUCGCGGCGCCGGCCGAUGGCAACGAGGCGGCCUGCCCCAACUGCUACUGCUUCGCGUGCGACGCGCCCGUGUCCGCGUGCCGCCACUGGCGGGGCGGCGAGCCGAGGGUGCCGGCGCACUGCAACGCGCACGCCGGCAGCGCCGAGUGGCGCACGCAGCGCUCCAACGCCAAGCGGCAGCGCACGCGGGCGGCGCGGGCGGCGAGGGACCCGCUCGGGCUGGGCUGA